Messenger RNA from Alternaria alternata, 1253 nucleotides. RefSeq lists its product as hypothetical. Lineage: Eukaryota; Fungi; Ascomycota; Dothideomycetes; Pleosporales; Pleosporaceae. The transcript is spliced from 3 exons. The record is from RefSeq and is a predicted model, not a curated record. The coding region runs from base 243 to 1142 and encodes 299 amino acids.
CUGGCGUCUGAUGCGAAGAAAUGUCGCUCCUGUGACGGCAAGCCACGCACCGAAAAGAAUCUCGUAACGAUACUUUUCCACCACGGUUUCCGAGAAGUUACCAGGCAUUGUACUGAGGCGGUCGACCAAAAGCAAAGGUGGAAAAUGCAACCAAGGUUGCAGGAUUGGGCGGGAGACGUCUUGUUAACUAGGACGAGCUUCAUGACGUCGUCGGCACACCAUCACGCGCUCGCCACCGCCAUAUGCAUCACACCAGCCCUCAGACCACUACAAUCCCACUGAAAAGCAUCGUGCCCAGAUUCACCAUGGUUUUCGUAAAUACAGCGCCAUUUACUCUUUUCCUCUUACUAACCAUACGUCUAAGACAAAACUUACCUACCAUUGUCAAUUUACUGUGCAGCCGUCGCAUCGCUUUGUCCACGCUCACUUCCCCUUGUCUGGGCUUAUCACGGGAUUACCAUCACUCUAACUACUCAACAGUCAAGGUCAGAUCAACCAUCAUGAGUACGCUAGACAAGCCAGGUUCCAAUCGCAGCCUAAUCUCGUCUCGCCUUGAACAUGAUACCGUUCAGUUAUCUAGCUCGACGUCACCUCUAGAAAUUCGAAUUUUGCUUGAAACCAUCAUAAUGUCAGCACCAAAACUCACAUCAGGCGCAAACAAGACCACCUCGUUUGACACAGAUAUUGGAUCCCUGCCUUCAACAUCCGACGACUUCCAACCUCGAGUCAUAUCCGAACGAACAUUCAUUAUCGUCACUUCCGUGCUAGCUGCCACACUCAUCUUGACCAUCCUUAUUGGAUGCGUACACUUCAUUCGCCGACGACACCGGCGGCAACAUGGCAAGAAUCGCGAACAACAAGAUAUUGAACAAAGUCUACAACGAGCUCGGAGGCCAAUACUCACCAUAGAUACUGAUCUAUCACACGCAAAAGAUUUGACUAGGCCUGCAAUCAGAGCCACCUUACCGUAUUUGCCCGGGUACAGUGAGGUACCAUCUGCGCCGUUGGUUCAGGUCAGGACUGCUCCUCCAAGCAUCUACAGCUCUGGAAUGAGUGCUUUCGGCCCAGAAUACGAUAAUGCCUGUGCAUCAGGGCACUACAUUCCAAGAGAUGAACUUCAGAGAGUGCACGCAGACCCAUAACCCGUAUGAUAUGGGACUCGACCGCUACACGUAGAUCAGUGGGAUUAUUCUACAAGUCGGCUGCUGAUAGCACUUUGUGUGCUCACUUCCCUUGAUUCCCUACACAUUGUU